GGCUUUCAAGGUCGUACACGUGCGUAAAUGAAAACGAGAUCUUUCACCCUGCGGAGUCAUCAGAGGGAGCAGAGAAGCUUUAUUUACCGAGGGUGAAGAAGGGCUUUCAUUUUUUAUAUUUUAUAACUCACGUACCCAGCAGAACGGACGAGAUGCCUCGAGGGAGCAGGAGCACUGGUAGUAGGGUUUCACCCAGCAGUCAUGCACCUACAUCUCAUGCCCCAGUUCCUGUGCAGUCACCACCUAGUGCAAUUGCCCCAGCUCAGCCACAGCAGCCAGGGUUAAUGGCCCAGAUGGCUACUACAGCUGCAGGGGUUGCUGUGGGUUCAGCAGUGGGUCAUGUGGUAGGCCAUGCAAUUACUGGUGCAUUCAGUGGAGGCAGCAACUCAGAACCAACAACGUCAGCAACAUCUCCAAAGCAGGAACCUCCUCGUCAGCCAGCAUACCAACAGCAUUACGGUCCUUGCCAGUACGAAAUAAAGCAAUUCUUGGACUGUGCAACUAAUCAGUCUGAUUUGACUCUGUGCGAAGGAUUCAGUGAGGCAUUGAAACAGUGCAAACACAAUCAUGGUCUCGCUACCCUUCCAUGAAGUGAUCUGUUCUUGGGAUGCGAUGGCUUAGAGAGCUAACAGUCAGAUGUAUGGGAGAAGUAUGGACCCAGAUGCACUUUCAAUUUAGUCUGUGUGGCAGAGACCUACAAGAUUGAAUCCAGACAUUUCACACUCUUCAUACAUUCUUCACUUCUCAUACCUGCUUAAUAAACACUAGUCGUAAACAUUGUGGACAGUUUCCAGCUUCAUGUUUAGAUAUAUUUAAUUUGGGGUAUAUAAUAAAAUAGUUUUAUUCUGUCAA
Messenger RNA from Protopterus annectens (West African lungfish), 852 nucleotides. RefSeq names its product coiled-coil-helix-coiled-coil-helix domain containing 10 (gene CHCHD10). Bases 153 to 590 code for a protein of 145 amino acids. Gene Ontology annotation, biological process: mitochondrion organization. Lineage: Eukaryota; Metazoa; Chordata; Ceratodontiformes; Protopteridae. Gene Ontology annotation, cellular component: nucleus; mitochondrion. The record is from RefSeq and is a predicted model, not a curated record. The transcript has 4 exons.